AUGUUGCCAUACCAUACGCUUCAGGAAGCUGAAAUUUCUCUUGGAAGAAAUCUAACAUUUGCAGAAACAUUAUGGUUCAAAUACUCGGCUCAAAAAUCAGAUUAUAUCCUCUAUUGUCACAACACCCUUUUCUUGUUUAUCUUUUACACCUUGUUUCCGAUCCCCUUUGUCAUUCUUGAGCUCCUGGGGUCCAAAAAGAUUGACAAGUACAAGCUUCAGCCAAAAUUCAAAAACUCAUUCUCUGACAUGAUGGAAUGCUACAAAAAAGUUAUGUGGACUUUUGUCUAUGCUGUUGGCCCCCUGCAAGUCCUUUCUUACCCCGUCAUUAAGUGGAUUGGGAUCCGAACAAGCUUGCCGUUGCCAUCUGGGACAGAAGUAUUCUGGCAACUGGUGGUGUAUGUAGUAGUCGAGGACUAUGCAAAUUAUUGGCUCCAUAGACUAAUGCAUUCGCCAUGGGGCUAUAACAAAAUCCACAGGGUGCACCAUGAGUAUACGGCUCCUAUUGGUUUUGCAGCACCUUAUGCUCAUUGGGCAGAGAUUAUUGUCCUUGGACUUGCUUCAUUUCUUGGUCCUCUCAUGGUCCCCGGUCACAUGCUCACCUUUUGGCUUUGGUUUAUACUAAGGCAGCUCGAAGCCAUUGAGACUCAUAGCGGGUACGAAUUUCCUUGGAGCCCCUCCAAGCUUAUUCCAUUUUAUGGAGGUGCAGUUUACCAUGAUUACCAUCAUUACGUUGGGGGCAAAAGUCAGAGCAACUUUGCAUCUGUUUUCACUUACUGUGACUACAUAUAUGGAACCGACAAGGGAUAUCGAUACCAGAAAAAUGUCUUUGAAAAGACGCGAGAUAGCCUCAGGAGCCAAAGUGAUAUCAAAUCUGAGUAGGAGAAAGCUAAGCUCUGCAUGCACGAACUCUUGAUCAGCUCUGAGCAAAACAUUCUUGAUGCGUGUUGUGGUUCUGUCUGCCAUAGAAGCUUUUUUUUUUUUGGGAGCAAUAUUGAGAGAUUUUUAUCUACUAUAGAAGUAUGAUUAGCAUUUAAAAAAAAAGUAAAUAAUUAAGUGUUGUACAAAAUUAUGGAUACUUCUUAGCAGCAUCAUGAUGUGGUGCUACGCUUUUGAGCAUUUACCCCACAUGGAAAUGCUAAAAAUUACGACCUCAAGAAUUAAGUUUGUGUUAUUACCAUAUU
Molecule: messenger RNA, 1181 nt
Organism: Coffea arabica (coffee)
Lineage: Eukaryota; Viridiplantae; Streptophyta; Magnoliopsida; Gentianales; Rubiaceae
Source: RefSeq, a predicted model, not a curated record